AUGAGAGGCUAUGAGGAUACCACAGCCUUCCUGGGGGAGUGGGGACACUUUCAACAGACUGUCUUCUUUCUGCUCUGUGCCAGCACCAUUCCCAAUGGAUUCAGCGCCUUCUCCGUGAUCUUUCUGGGGGACAGCCCCCCGCACCACUGUUUUAUCCCAGACUCGGGCAACCUGAGCCAGGCAUGGAGGAAUGCCAUCAUUCCCAUAGAGGUGGUGAAUGGACAGCAGGAGGAGAGUAAGUGCAGCAGAUACAGGCUGGAUGUGGUCAGAAACCUGUCUGCUCUGGGCUACAUCCCCGGCCUGGACGUCAACCUCACUGGAGUGGAGCAGGAGCGCUGUGUGGAUGGAUGGAGCUACAGCAAAGAUAUAUACCAGUCCACCAUAGUCACUGAGGUGAGUGUACACACAUUCUAUCUCUACAAGCUGCUCCCGAAAAUGCCCAGGGCAGUUGGGGGCCUAUUCUGACCCGAGUUAAGCGUGCUUAAAUGGAACGUAAUUCCCAUUUUAUGCUCUUUUCUCUCUAUGCUAUUCUGACCAUGAACAUAAAGGGAUACUUUGGGAUUUUGGCAAUAAGGCCCUUUAUCUACUUCCCCAGAGUCAGAUGAACUCGUGGAUACAAUUGUUAUGUCUCUGCGUGCAGUUUGAAGGAAGUAACAAGCCCCCUGCCUGUACGUCCCACAGAAACCACUUUUUUUUCUUUCUCGUAACACUUUCUCUGGUUGCCACUACUCUUGCUUAACUAAAACUGCUUUAUUUUAACAAACACAACGCAAUGGUAAAUCUAAGUGCAGGCGGUAGCGCUAUAGGUUCAGGGGUGUGUCAGAAUUUUUUUUCUCCAUUUUCACUAUCACAAUUAUUGGCGCACUUGCUGACAUUCGUGCGAAAGGGCUGGGAUUUGAUGAAUAAACAAGUUGUGGGUUUGUCGAGGCUUGGCCCCUCACUGGCCAAUCAGAACGUGCUCCAUGGCGAAAUAUGUGGUUGCUUCAGGUUGUGUAUUUACGGUCUUUUAUGUAUUGCCUUGGAAUUAAAUCCAAUUCCAAUGUUAGUCCGUUAUAGUUUGUUAAAUGGCUUACAGAAACAAAAUAACAAAAUGUAGACCUAUCCCAUCUUUGCUAAAUACACUAUAAAUACAAAAGUAUGUGGACACCCCUUCAAAUUAGUGGAUUACACUAUUUCAGCCACACCCGUUGCUGACAGGUUUAUAAAAUCGAGCACACAGCCAUGCAAUCUCCAUAGACAUACAUUGGCAGUAGAAUGGCCUUACUGAAGAGCUCAGUGACUUUCAACGUGGUACCUUCAUAGAAUGCACCUUUCCAACAAGUCAGUUCGUCAAUUUUCUGCCCUACUAGAGCUGCCCCGGUCAACUGUAAGUGCUGUUGUUGUGAAGUGGAAACGUCUAGGAGCAACAGCGGCUCAGCUGCGAAGUGGUAGGCCACACAAGCUCACAGAACGUGACCGCCGAGUGCUGAGUUCCAAACUGCCUCUGGAAGCAAUGUCAGCACAAAAACUGUUCGUCGGGAGCUUCAUGAAAUGGGUUUCCAUGGCCGAAUAGCCGCACACAAGCCUAAGAUCACCAUGCACAAAGCCAAGCGUCGGCUGGAGUGGUGUAAAGUUCGCCGCCAUUGGACUCUGGAGCAGUGGAAAUGCGUUCACUGGAGUGAUGAAUCCCGCUUCACCAUCAGGCAGUCCGACGGAUAAAUCUGGGUUUGGUGGAUGCCAGGAGAACGCUACCUGCCCCAAAGCAUAGUGCCAACUGUAAAGUUUGGUGAAGGAGGAAUAAUGGUCUGGGGCUGUUUUUCAUGGUUCGGGCUAGGCCCCUUAGUUCCAGUGAAGGGAAAUUUCAAUGCCACAGCAUACAAUGACAUUCUAGACAAUUCUGUGCUUCCAACUCUGUGGCAACAGUUUGGGGAAGGCCCUUUCCUGUUUCAGCAUGACAAUGCCAGAAGAGUGGAGGCUGUUAUAGCAGCAAAGGGGGGACCAACUCCAUAUGAAUGAUUGUGAAAUGAGAUGUUUGACGAGCAGGUGUCCACAUACCUUUGGUAAUGUAGUGUAGGUUAACUUGAACCCAUUUGCAGUCCAUAUUGUUCUAAGUAAUUGCAUGGCUUCAAUAGCAUUCACACUGAUAUAGGGGCUAUGCUUACUGUAAAUUGCAUUAUGGCUGAACAUGGACAUGCUAAACAUUGUCAAUAAGCAUAUUACACUGCACAAUAUUAAAACAAUGCAGACUAUGGAGGGUUUUACACACAUCCAAAAUGGGACCUGCAUGGCUAAAAUAAUGUGGGCCUGCCUACAAUGCAUAGAUAAAAAGGGAAUGUCAGCUCACUGUUUUAUUCUCAAACUUGAUAUUUUAAUAAAGCUUUGGUGAUUAAGAUUUAUUUCCAAGCGGUCUUGCCAAACCCUUUAUCGACAGUCUUGAAUACUUUGCGACUGCAUUGAGCAGACAAAAAAAAGCCUUAGUUGAGAGGAGGGGAGGCUAUGCUUUGUUAACCAGCUGUUGCUAAAAACUGGGUUUAAAAUGGUGCAGUUCGAGGAUAUUUAGGAGUUGAUAAAUAAAUAUAGUAGGAAUGGAAAGCUGGGAUCCCCUCUUAACAAAGGCCAUUAAAACUGCAGUUUUCUCUGUGACAGCAAUCAUUUUUGUCCAUUGACUGCUUGUCAGAAUACGUUUCCCUCCCUAUGGCACUCAUAACUUGAAUGCGCCUCGAGAAUAAUUUAUCUCGCAUAGAACACACAACAACAACCCGACUAGUUAAAUACAGUGGCUUGCAAAAGUAUUCACCCCCCUUGGUAUUUUUCCUAUUUUGUUGCCUUACAACCUGGAAUUAAAAUGGAUUUUGGGGGGGUUUGUAUAAUUUGAUUUACACAACAUGCCUACCACUUUGAAGAUGCUAAAUAAAAAUGUUUGUGAAACAAACAGGAAAUAAGACAGAAAAACAGAACUUGAGCGUGCAUAACUAUUCACCCCCCCCCCCCUAGUAUGUCUCUAUAAGCUUGGCACAUCUAGCCACUGGGAUUUUUGCCCAUUCUUCAAGGCAAAACUGCUCCAGCUCCUUCAAGUUGGAUGGGUUCCGCUGGUGUACAGCAAUCUUUAAGUCAUACCACAGAUUCUCAAUUGGAUUGAGGUCUGGGCUUUGACUAGGCCAUUCCAAGACAUUUAAAUGUUUACUCUUAAACCACUCAAGUGUUGCUUUAGCAGUAUGCUUAGGGUCAUUGUCCUGCUGGAAGGUGAACCUCUGUCCCAGUCUCAAAUCUCUGGAAGACUGAAACAGGUUUCCCUCAAGAAUUUCCCUGUAUUUAGCGCCAUCCAUCAUUCCUUCAAUUCUGACCAGUUUCCCAGUGCCUGCCGAUAAAAAAAACAUCCCCACAGCAUGAUGCUGCCACCACCAUGCUUCACUGUGGGGAUGGUGUUCUCGGGGUGAUGAGAGGUGUUGGGUUUGCGCCAGACAUAGCAUUUUCCUUGAUGGCUAAAAAGCUCAAUUUUAGUCUCAUCUGACCAGAGUACAUUCUUCCAUAUGUUUGGGGAGUCUCCCACAUGCCUUUUGGCGAACACCAAACGUGUUUGCUUAUUUUUUUCUUUAAGCAAUGGUUCCUUUCUGGCCACUCUUCCGUAAAGCCCAGCUCUCUGGAGUGUACAGCUUAAAUUGGUCCUAUGGACAGAUACUCCAAUCUCCGCUGUGGAGCUUUGCAGCUCCUUCAGGGUUAUCUUUGGUCUCGUUGUUGCUUCUCUGAUUUACAUUUUAGUCAUUUAGCAGACGCUCUUAUCCAGAGAGACUUACAGUUAGUGAAUGCAUACAUGUUUUUUUAUUUUUAUUUUUCAUACUGGCCCCCUGUGGGAAACGAACCCACAUCUCUGCCAGCCAAACCCUCCCCUACCUUGGACGACGCUGGACCAAUUGUGCGCCGCCCAUGUGUCUCCCGGUCGCGGCCAGCUGCGACAGAGCCUGGACUCGAACCAGGAUCUCAAGUAGCACAGCUAGCACUGCGAUGUAGUGCCUUAGACACUGCGCCACUGAUUAAUGCCCUCCUUGCCUGGUCUGUGAGUUUUGGUGGGCGGCCCUCUCUUGGCAGGUUUAUUGUGGUGCCAUAUUCUUUCAGUCUUUUAAUAAUGGAUUUAAUGGUGCUCCGAGGGAUGUUCAAAGUUUGAGAUAUUUUUUUAUAACCCAACCCUGAUCUGUACUUCUCCACAACUUUGUCCCUGACCUGUAUGGAAAGCACCUUGGUCAUCAUGGUGCCGCUUGCUUGGUGGUGCCCCUUGCUUGGUGGUGCCCCUUGCUUGGUGGUGUUGCAGACUCUGGGGCCUUUCAGAACAGGUGUAUAUAUGCUGGGAUCAUGUGACAGAUCAUGUGACACUUAGAUUGCACACAGGUGGACUUUAUUUUACUAAUUAUGUGACUUGUGAAGGUAAUUGGUUGCACCAUAUCUUAUUUAGAUAUGCAAAGGAGGUGAAUACAUAUGCACGCACCACUUUUCCGUUAUUAAUUUUUUCGAAUUUUUUGAAACAAGUUAUUUUUAUAAUUUUACUUCACCAAUUUGGACUAUUUUGUGUAUGUCCAUUACAUGAAAUCCAAAUAAAAAUCCAUUUAAAUUACAGGUUGUAAUGCAACAAAGCCGGAAAAACAGCAAGGGGGGUGAAUACUUUUGCAAGGCACUGUAGAUAAACUAUUCUACUACGGCGUAGUCCGAUCUUUCUAUUCACUACUCGUUUUGUUUUCAGAGGAGAAGUAUAUGUGGAAUGUUCUAGCAUCUUCUAAGUGCACCUCAGCAGAAAUAAUUGUUCAUGUUCCAUAUUUUUUGGGCGUGGCGCCAAUGAUUUUGCCGUGGCGCAGCGCCACAUAUAAAUGACUGCAGCGGAAACAAUGCACAAGCGCAAUUGCUAACUAGCCUUAGCGCAAUGUCUGGAAGUCUGUGGGUAUCUGCUACCCUAGUUAGCAUUGGCUCACGAAACUACCUCUAAUUUCCUUCAUACUGGACACAGAGACAUAAAAAUGGUAUCCAUGAGUUCAUCAGACUCUGGGGAGAUAUACCUUUAAGCAUGAGAAUAGCAAAUGAGUAAUCCAUUUGGAUAAGGGAAUUGUAAAAAUACAGUGCAUUCGGAAAGUAUUCAGACCCCUUGACUUUUACCACAUUUUGGUAUGUUACAGCCUUAUUCUAAAAUUGAUUAAAUUGUUUUUUUCGUCAUCAAUCUACACACAAUACCCCAUAAUGACAAAGCAAAAACACGUUUUUAGACAUUUUUGCAAUUUGAUUAACAUUUAAAAAAAGUAUUCAGACCCUUUACUCAGUACUUUGUUGAAGCACCUUUGGCAGUGAUUACAGCCUUGAGUCUUCUUGGGUAUGACACUACAAGCUUGGCACACCUGUAUUUGGGGAGUUUCUCCCAUGCUUCUCUGCAGAUCCUCUCAAGCUCUGUCAGGUUGGAUGGGGAGCAUUGCUGCACAGCUAUUUUCAGGUCUCUCCAGAGAUGUUAGAUCGGGUUCAAGUCCGGGCUCUGGCUGGGCCACUCAAGGACAUUCAGAGACUUGUCCCAAAGAUGGGAAAAUGCUUACAAGAAAGAAAUGGAUGAAGAAAGUUUGCGAUUUCCAUUGUUACUUGUAAUGUUAAAAAGGGACGAAAAAGACAAUCCCAUUUUUCUAAAUUAGCUAUCAAGGCUACUCACCGUACUAUAGGCUACAGAUUUGAGUAAUCCACUAGAAUAGUUAUUUCUAUGUUUAGCUAAGUUUAGUUUAAUAAUUCAACCAUUUUCAAAAACAAGCACACAUAAAACUUGAAAAAGCCAUACAUGUUGUUGAGUAGGCCGAAAUCUUAGUUUAAUCUAAUUAUUCAUCUAACAAUACAAAUCCUUAUUAUUUUGUAAGGUAUUUUUACGUUGCAAUAAAGUUGACUAAACUAGAAGCUCAUCUUUUGUUUGUAGGUAUUUUCACUUGGUAAUGAGUAAAAAGUAAUUAUAUAGAAAUUGCUAUAGGUCCUGUGUAACAACUAGCAACAACCUUGUAUUUAUGCAGAUAUUACAGAUAUGUACUCUGUUGUGUAUUAGUGUGUUUAUUUUCUCACUUGGAUGGCGCUUUCAGAAGCUGACGAUUAGAUUGUCAGAAUGGGUAACAUACUUUGUAGGUACACAAUAAUUACAAGUAAGUACACCUCAAGAUACACUUCAUUUUAACUAGUGAAAUCCUGUGUAACAACUAGUAAUUACAAUGUACCUGUGCAGAUAUUACAUGUACUCUGUGGUGUACUUGAGGGUUUAUGCUCUCACUUGGAUGGUAACAAGGUUCAGGUUGCCAUAUUGGGUAAUGUACACAUUAACUCUAAGUUAUUUUUUUAUUAUAAUCUGGGAUGACACCCGUAUGGUAGACCCCAGUCAAUGAGGUUGACCUACUGUAUAUCUGAUCCGUUUUUGUAAACUCAACUAAGUUAACCCAGAUAGUACACUUUUUGGGGACAAGUGCUAGCAACAACAUUGAGUGGAGAUUUUGAAGAGUGCACAUUCACAGGCAGGUAAUUAAAGCCUAUUGAGCUUCCAACCUUUGUGAAUUCCUAAGUGGGAAUCGGCCCCUAAGAUUAUAUGGGGAUGUAUCAAAGCUCUGCUCGAGUUACUGAUUGAUAUACAAUAGAUGAUGCUUUAAAAGAUCAGGAUGACCUCAGGUAAAUGAGUGACUUUACUACUCUAGUAUCUCAUUCUACUCACAGAAUGAUUGGCUAUGUUCAAAACCAUGUGACCAUCACAUCAGCGUGAGGUGUGAAGAGGUUCCUCAACAGACCAAAGUCAGUUAGGUCACAUGACACAGAGAAAUACAAGCCUGAGUAACAACACCUAGACAGACAACUAAAAUAAAGUUGUCUAAGGCCCCCCCCCCCCCUCCCCCAUUCCAUAGAAGCCUUGUCUAAGGGGAAUUUUCUGUUGUAUGUUAACGCACUGAAGUCUGCACAAUUGACUGUUCGCCAAAUAUGUAUAACAUCAAUAUUUUUUCUCACUAUUCCCUGAAUGCUGUUGUGUUUCAGUUUGACUUAGUGUGCAAUGACAAAUGGAAGCAGCCAUUCACUUCCUCUGUGUACUUCCUUGGGGUGCUGUGUGGCUCAUUCUUCUCUGGACAGCUCUCUGACCGGUACUGAACCUCAUGAUGAUCACUAAACAGUAAGGACGUAUCCCAAAUGGCACCCUUUUACCUUUAUAGUGCACUAGUUCAUAGUACACUAUAAAGGAAUAAAGUGUGAUGGGGUGCAGCCUAAACUUUGUUGAUUGUAUGGAUGGACUAGACCUAUUUGCAGCUUCAUAAAAUCCUCCUCAAUAAAAUCUUUGGAAUAUUAACUUGAUUUAAAUAUAAUUUGACUGAAGAAUGUCCCCUCUCUUCUGAUCUCUAAAUCCCUUGUGUGUUUGUAGGUUUGGGCGAAAGCCUGUCCUUUUUGUGACCAUGGCAGUCCAGACACUCUUUACCUUUGUUCAAGUCUUUUCUCAGUCCUGGGAAAUGUUCUCAGUCCUCUUCUUCAUUGUGGGACUGGGGCAAAUAUCCAACUAUGUGGCAGCGUUCGUAUUGGGUAAGUCAUGCAAAUCACAGGUUUAAGUGACACCAUUCUUACAAUCUUGGGUGAAAUAUAGUAAAACGGUAAUAAAGCCUCAAGUCUGUAUGUCUUUGUUUAUUUAUUGCUUUAUUCAGGUACAGAAAUGUUGACGGGCACUGUGCGUGUCCUGUACGUUACCCUGGGGGUGUGUCUGUUCUUUGCCUUUGGCUACAUGAUGCUGCCCCUCAUGGCAUUCUUCAUCCGAGACUGGAGGUCGCUCCUUCUAAUUAUGUCUGUACCUGGCCUGGUAUACAUCCCCCUCUGGUGGUAGGUUGUGGGUAACACACCUCAGACAUCAACCAAAGGUCACAAACAGUCACAAAAUGCAUAGACAUUUUUACAUGAGAAAUAAACUGUACAUGAGAAAAUGCUUCUGAUGUAGGCUAUACCAUGAUCCUUCCUCAGUCUUGGUUUAUUUUAAUCAUGUGUAUGAAACCUAGGGUAUUGUUUUGAAUAUUGUAGUAUUAGAUUUAGUGUAUCUUAAUGUGACAUUUACUUUAAAAUUAAUUGUGCAACAGGUUCAUCCCAGAGUCUCCCAGAUGGCUGCUCUCUCAGGGAAGAGUGCAGGAGGCUGAGGCCAUACUAAGAGACGCUGCCAGGAGGAACAGAGUCACAGCACCAGAGGUCAUCUUUGAGGAGUCAGAGGUACAGUGAGGGAAAAAAGUAUUUGAUCCCCUGCUGAUUUUGUACGUUUGCCCACUGACAAAGACAUGAUCAGUCUAUAAUUUUAAUGGUAUGUUUAUUUUAACAGUGAGAGACAGAAUAACUACAAAAAAAAUCCAGAAAAACGCAUGUCAAAAAUGUUAAUAAUUUAUUUGCAUUUUAAUGAGGGAAAUAUUUGAAAAGGUAUGCAGUCUGACUGAGUUAACAGAAUUCAUUUCGGCAACCCAGAUUAGAUGUGCUACUAACACUGUGUUUUACAGGGUGAAGAGAAACCUAAACCAGAGGAACGUCACAGUCCUCUGGACCUCCUGAGGACCAGCAACAUUCGUAACAUCACCAUCAUAUUGUCUCUAGUGUGGUGAGCAACCAUGACAGUCCACAAGAUCACACUGGGACACUCCCGCAGUCUACUCUUUUUAACCUUAUCUCGUGAUCAUGGCAUGCCAUUCAGGAUCUCCCAUUGAUGUGAGGCAUUAUUUACAGGAAAGUUGGAGUUAGGAUCUGCUUCUAAUUGACUGGCCUAUUGCCAUGAACUUCAGUCUGUGAAUAUCUUUGACCACAGCCAUAUUAGGCCCCCAUGGUUACGGUAACAUGAUGUAAUAGUAGAAGCUGUUCUUGGUUUCUCGCAGUCAUAGACUGAAUUGUACAGCAAUUUACAAUGAUAGUAACAUGAUUGUAACAUUAUGUAUUUAUUUUACACAACCAGCUCAUCCCAUGACAGAUGUUUGACAACAGGGGGGUUGCACGUGGAAGUGCAUAUAUUGAGAGACAUUACAUUUACGUCAUUUAGCAGACGCUCUUAUCCAGAGCGACUUACAGUUAGAUUACAUAUAUAUUUUUUUAUACUGGCCCCCCGUGGGAAUCGAACCCAUAACCCUGGCGUUGCAAACGCCAUGCUCUAUCAACUGAGCUACAUCCCUGCCGGCCAUUCCCUCCCCUACCCUGGGCCAAUUGUGCGCCGCCCAUGAGUCUCCCGGUCGCGGCCGGCUGCGACAGAGCCUGGAUUCGAACCAGGAUCUCUAGUGGCACAGUUAGCACUGCGAUGCAGUGCCUUAGACCACUGCGCCACUCAGAGACAACUUGUAUAGCUCACUUAACUAAACAGGUCAAUGUUUAACAAGGUUAACAGAUAGUAGGAAUGUUAAUGCAUCAACAGUUCAAAAGAUCAGGUUGAAGGGGCAGGGGCGACUAAGAAACAAAAUAAUGUUAUCCAAAAAGUUAUGCAAAACCUGGUUAACGAAGCAACCUUGACCAUACCACCUCACUCUGCCUCUCCACUGUCCAUACUGUGUAACGUAGACCUACAGUGUCUUUACCUGGCUGUCGUCACCUAUUGUGAGAAGUCUCACUUCAGAUGGCUGAUAUUUGCAUUGUUUACGUGUUUCAUACUUUCAAUGUGCUAUCCAGGUUCACUCUGAGUAUGGGCUACUUCGCCAUAUCCCUGAACACAUCCCGUCUCCAUGGAGACCCCUAUGUGAACUGUUUCAUCUCUGCUGCCAUCGAGGUGCCUGCUUACAUCAUCAGCUGGCUGUUAUUGCGCUACCUACCCAGGAGGAUGUCUGCCUCCUCUAGCAUGCUGCUAGGAGGGGGAGCGCUCUACUUCAUCCAGCUGGUACCGCCAAGUAAGACUGUGUACCAAAUUGCACACUAUUUCCCCAUUGGGCUCUGGUCCAAAGGAGUGCCCUCUAAAGGGAAUAGGGUGCCAUUUGAGACGCAUCCAGAAACUAGACUGACUGGCAGUUCUUGGUCCCACAAUACAGUAUCAUAACCAUGAAAAAGAUCACCAAUAGGCACACAUUUUUGUAAUUUAGCAGACACUCUUAUCCAGAGCGAUUAGGGUUAAGUGCCUUGCUCAAGGGCACAUCAACAGUUUUUUCACCUAGUCAGCUCGGGGAUUAGAACCAGCAACCUUUUGGUUACUGGCACAAUGCUCUUAACCACUAAGCUACCUGCCAGGAGGAACAGAGUCACACCACCAGAGGUCAUCUUUGAGGAGUCAGAGGUGGGGGAAAAAAGUAUUUGAUCCCCUGCUGAUUUUGCACACAAAAGAAGAUUGAGACUUUGAUUAACAAUACCAUAUGUAUCUCUCUGGCCCAGGUCUACCUAGCCUAUCCAUAGCCCUGGAGAUGUUCGGUAAAUUUGGCAUGGCCACUGGUACUGCACUGAUGUAUGCCUACACUGGAGAGCUGUAUCCCACAGUGAUCAGGAACACUGCAUUAGGCUCCUGUGCCAUGAUCUCUCGGGUAGGCAGUAUCAUCGCUCCCUACAUCAUGACCUUGAGUGAGUGGUUAGUUCAAAUGCAACAAUUGACCACACCAGUGGUGCUUAAAAGAGCCACAUUCAUAUUCAGCUUUUCUGGCUAUAUAUUAUGUCAAGUCCCAUGCAAUGUUUGAAAUACAUUAAUAAUUGUGUUCUCUCUCUCUCUCUGAAGGUACCUGUUAUAAGUAUUUGCCAUACAUUUUACUGGGGAGUUUUCUUGUGCUGUCAGCUAUGGCCAUUCCCUUUUUACCAGAGAGCUUUGGCCAUCCUCUACCAGAGACCAUUCAGCAGAUGCACAAACGAGAGUGGUGAGCAAUACGCAUCACCUCAUACUGGAGUUUAGUUUAUUGGUCUUUCAGCAUUAUUACAGGUUAUUUAUGAAACAGUUGCAAUUGAAAACACUGAAUGACUUAGCUAAUGUUAAUGAUGAGAGAAAACAAUUAUUUAAUAGUUUGUUAAUCUUUCCUACAGGCUAAAGUGCCCAUGCAUCUCUGAAGAGGAUAAGAGAACACAUGAACAGCCCAAU
This is a messenger RNA of Coregonus sp. 'balchen', 11002 nucleotides long. NCBI's taxonomy places the organism in Eukaryota, Metazoa, Chordata, Actinopteri, Salmoniformes, Salmonidae. The record is from the annotation of a GenBank genome assembly.